This is a messenger RNA of Magnolia sinica, 3056 nucleotides long. Its product is annotated as pentatricopeptide repeat-containing protein At3g53360, mitochondrial-like. The coding region runs from base 173 to 2497 and encodes 774 amino acids. The transcript is spliced from 2 exons. Gene Ontology annotation, molecular function: protein binding; RNA binding. Gene Ontology annotation, biological process: RNA modification. Lineage: Eukaryota; Viridiplantae; Streptophyta; Magnoliopsida; Magnoliales; Magnoliaceae. The record is from RefSeq and is a predicted model, not a curated record.
CGCGUUAUAAACUGAUUUUAGGCCAAGGACAAUCUCCAAGGUGGGCCCAAAAGUCCAACGGUCAGGAUUGCAGACCUAUGCCCGAGCUGCACAAAAUCAAACAUAUUCUACGGUUGAGAAACCUAUGAUUCCUUCGUUUUCUUGGUGGUAAUGCCCACUUCUUCUCACGUGAAUGGCCAUGAGUUUCUCUCUGCAGCUCGGCUUUUUUCAACCUUACUCUCUCCAACGGCAUUCUCAAACUCCAAUUCCAACUAAUCAAACUAGAAACCCAAUUGCAUAUUUCUCUGCUUCAACCGUUGAAAGAUCCCAUGAAAUUACAAGAAGCAAGAUUUAUAGCCAAACCAACUUCAACUCCAAUGGAAAACCCGAAAUCCAAACCUUUAUUGAUCUCUUACGCGAUUGUGCGUCGAAGAAAUCUAUCCUAGAAGGCAAAAAGGCUCAUGGGUAUUUGUUAAAAUCUAAUUUUGAUGUCGAACAUGCUGGAAAAUGGCUAGUUCUGUUCAAUCACGUGGCAUACAUGUAUGCAAAAUGCUCCAAUUUCACCUACGCUCGCCGUGUGUUUGUUGAAAUGCCUGAAAGGAACGUGUUCUCAUGGACUGUCAUGAUAGUAGGGUCAACUGAUAACGGGUUGUUUCUAGAUGGGUUUAGAUUCUUCUGUGAGAUGCAGAGUCAUGGAGUCCGACCCGACAAGUUCGCUUAUACCACUGUUGUCCAGUCAUGCAUAGGGCUCGAUUCCGUCGAAUAUGGGAAAAUGGUGCAUGCCCAAAUUGCAAAGAGUGAGUUUUCGUCAAACACUUUCGUCAAUACAUCUCUUCUUACCAUGUAUGCAAAGUUUGGGAAAAUCAAUGAUUCUGUGCUACUGUUUAAGACAAUGAAUCUGCAUAACCAAGUUACAUGGAAUGCAAUGAUAUCGGGAUUUGCAUUGAACAAUCUCAAUUUAGAACCGUAUGAUUGUUUCCAAUCAAUGAUGGAGGAAGGAUUUGAGCCGAACAUAUUCACGUUUGCUAGUGUGUUGAAGGCAGUUGGGAAGUUGGGUGAUGUCUGUAAAGGCAGACAAGUACAUUCUUAUGUUAGGGAGUGUAAUUUGGAGUCUAAUGUUGUUGCCGGGACGGCUCUUAUCGAUAUGUAUUCAAAAUGUGGAUGCUUGACGGAUGCAAGAUCAGUCUUCGAUAAGAAUUUUACCAACUGUGAAGUGAAUACGCCAUGGAAUGCUAUGAUUUCGGGCUAUUCUCAAGGUGGGUUUUGUGAGGAUGCCUUGGAUCUCUUUACCCAAAUGCGUGUGAAAAAUGUAUAUAUGGACCUUUUCACAUAUGGUAGUGUCUUCAAUGCUUUAGCGGGUAUAAGGUGUUUGCACAAUGUGAGGGAAGUGCAUGGGCUCGUCACUAUGUUUGGUGACGAUUCACGGGUUUUAAGUGUGAACAAUGCACUCAUGGAUGCGUAUGCUAAAUGCGGAUCUCUUGAAGAUGCAGGUAAGGUUUUUGAGAGCAUGGAAGAGAGAGAUGUGGUGUCUUGGACCACGAUGCUUACUGCAUAUGCGCAAUGCUUAGAAGGGGAGAAGGUGCUCAAUGUUUUUUCGAUGAUGAGGCAGGACAAUGUGAAGCCGAAUCAAUUUACAUUUUCCAGUGUCCUCAUUGCAUGUGCUAGCCUUUGUUUGCUUGAUUAUGGUCGACAAGUCCAUGGGCUUUUAUGCAAGGAUGGGUUCAGAGGUGAUGAUUGUGUUGAGAGUGCUCUAAUUGAUAUGUAUGCGAAAUGUGGUAGUAUUGCUGAGGCUGAGAAGGUUUUUGAGGAGAUCAUUAAUCCAGACAUUGUUUCAUGGACCGCGAUAAUCUGGGGUUAUGCCCAACAUGGUUUUUCAAACAGAGCUCUUCGACACUUCAGGGAGAUGGAGGAUUCAGGGAUCAAGCCGAACAAGGUUACCAUUUUAUGCGUUUUGUUUGCUUGCAGUCAUGGAGGCAUGGUCAAUGAAGGGCUCCUUUAUUUUGAUUCUAUGAAGGAAAGGUAUGGCCUCAUGCCUGAGAUGGAACAUUAUGCUUGUGUGGUCGAUAUUUUAGCUCGAGUUGGCCGCUUCGAUGAUGCGAUGGAGUUCAUUAAUGGCAUGCCCAUCAACCCAACUGAAAUGGUGUGGCAGACCUUAUUGGGUGCAUGUAGGGUCCACGGUAAUGUUGAGCUGGGAGAAAUCGCUGCCAAGAAGAUCCUAUCAGUUAGACCAGAUUAUUCUGCGACUUAUGUGCUUCUAUCGAAUACAUAUAUUGAGACAGGCAGUUUGAGUAAUGGGCUUAGUUUAAGAAAUGUGAUGAAAGAGAGAGGUGUGAAGAAAGAACCCGGGUUUAGUUGGAUUGUCAUUGGAGGCAGAGUGCAUAAGUUCUUUGCUGGGGACCAGAAUCACCCCAGGAAGGAGGAUAUAUAUGCCAAGUUAGAUGAAUUGAGAGAGAAGAUGAAAGCCAUGGGGUAUGUUCCAGAUGUGACGGCUUCAUUACUGGAUUUGGAAGAGAGGUGAAAGAAGUUUUGGUGGGUUCGUCACAAGGCGAAGUGACUUCCAAAUUCUGACUGUGCCGAGUCCUACUUGCGACAUUUGUGUCUGCCUGCUGGAUAUCGGGCUGAUUGCUCAUCAGGUGCUACACAUGCACUUUGAUUGUAGACUGCUGGUUAGUCAUUUUCAACCAUUAUUUUGCUGAUAAACCCUGUACUCCACUUGACUACAACAGGUUGAUUUAUGAUUCAGCGUGAUUAACAAUCCAGUUCUCUCGCACAAACAUGCUAUUAUGGAAUCACUCUAUCCAAUCACAUAGCUUAGUCAGACCGAGUGCAAUUUCGAGAGCUGUCAGGAGACCAUUCAUACUGCUUCCUGCAUUUAGAAGCUGCUGUUAGGAAGGAGGCAUUGGAAAGACCGGAUGUUUCUGGGAUGAGGCUUCCAAAUAAGGGGAAGUCAUUCUGAAAAUCAAGAACUUUGUUGUUGAAUGGGCUUCUUGUAUAAAAUCUUUACGAGACUGUAAAUUUUUUUUUUUGCUGUGUCUUUAAUUCUUUGCGCCUUUCAAUAAAUUGGCCAGAUAAUCCUU